GUGGUUUGAAAGCCCGGCGCUCACCGCACGAGCGGCGGUUCGGCCUGUCCCUGGGAUGUCGGUGUUGCGGCCGCUGGACAAACUGCCUGGCCUGAACACGGCCACCAUCUUGCUGGUGGGCACGGAGGAUGCUCUUCUGCAGCAGCUGGCCGAAGCGAUGCUCAAGGAGGAUUGCACAUCGGAGCUGAAGGUCCACUUGGCAAAGUCCCUCCCUCUGCCCUCCAAUGUGAAUCGGCCCCGAAUUGACUUGAUUGUGUUCGUGGUCAACCUUCACAGCAAACACAGCCUCCGGAAUGUUGAGGAGUCCCUGCGCCAUGUGGACGCCACCUUCUUCCUGGGGAAGGUGAGCUUCCUCGCCACAGGCGCUGGGCGGGAGAGCCACUGCAGCAUUCACCGGAACACCGUCAUGAAGCUGGCCCACACCUACCGGAGCCCCCUGCUCUUCUGCGACCUGGAGGGGACACAGGUUCGAGCCCUGGUCCGGGAGGAUCCCACAUGCCACAGAGCAACUAAGCCCAUGUGCCACAACUACUGAGCCUGCGCUCUAGAGCCUGCGAGCCACAACUACUGAAGCCCGCGUGCCACAACUACUGAAGCCCACGAGCCACAACUACUGAAGCCCACGUGCCUAGAGCCCAUGCUUUGCAACAAGAGAAGCCACCGCAAUGAGAAGCCCACGCACCGCAACGAAGAGUAGCCCCCGCUCGCCACAACUAGAGAAAGCCCACGCGCAGCAACGAAGACCCAAUGCAGGCAAAAUAAAUACACUAAUUAAAAAAUAAAUAAAACAAGUAUUUCGUACAUAACCUACAGUGCGCCGAGCAUUGUUCUAGGCACUAGGGAAGCAGCAUAGAGCCAGAACAGUUUUAAAACUCCCAGUUCUGUUCUCGUGGAGGAAACAAAGUGAGGAAGUAGAACGUAUGGCGUGUUAGAGAAUGGAUGUGACCUGUCAGGUGGUGGUAAAGUGGCAAGAUUUACAUAGGGGUUGAAGGGGCUCACUAAAAAAAAUGACCUGUAAGUAAAGACUUGAAGGAAGGCACCGUGGAGUCUCCUGGUGGAAAGGCCCACUAGGUUGGAGAAACAGCAAGUGCAAAGGCCCUGAGUUUGGAACUUGCCUGCUGUGUUCAAGGUCCACAGGGAGGCAUGGGUGGCUGGAGCAGAGCUGUGAGAGACGAGUCAGAGUGACCGUGGGGCUUUGUGGGUCGUAGGACAGGUGGUGGCUUUCACUCUGAGUUAGACUGGAGCAAUGGAAAGUGUGGGGCUGGGCGGGGGGAACACAGCCUGACUCGGGUUUUAAGUGGGUCCCUGCAACUGUUGGGAGGAGAGUGGACUGAAGGGAGACAGGGGCAGAAAGAAGGAGAUGGGCCUGGGGACUGUGUCUGGAAGAGUUAAGAGUGGCCUGGGCUCAGUGGUGUCUGGGGAAGAGGGAGAUGAGAUGGUCUGUGAUGCUGGGUGUUUCCAGGGCGGGGCCGACAGAUGUGCUGAUGGCCUGGAUGUGAGACAGGAGAGGAAGAAGAGUCAAGGUCGACUCUGGAGUUUUCAGCCUGAGCAACUGGAAGGAUGGGGUUGCCUGUGGCUGAGAUGGGGGGCGACUGCAGUUUGGGGGGACUCCCAGGAACUCCGUCUUAGACACACUAAGACUGAGGAGUCUGUUAGAUGUCUACACAGAAACCAAGCAGGCAGCGGCACGUGUGUGUCUAACAUUCAGAGGAAAGGUCUGGAGAUGCAGUUUGGGAAUCCUCAGCAAUUAGAUGGUUUGAAGGUCACAGAGCUGGAUGAGAUCACCUGGGGACCGAGUGUGGGGGAAAGAGAUGCAAAGGCCAAGCCCUGGGACCCCCAGCAGUUAGAUGUCACACAGAGGAGGGAGCGGCCUGUGGGGUGAGAGGAGAAGCCGCGGAGGGUGGGGUCCUGGGAGCCAGGUGGAAAAGACUUGUCAAGGGGAGGGAGCAGCUGCGUCAGAUUCUGCUGAGAGGAGACUCAGUGCGGAUGAGGCCAUGUGAUGACGUCGCCUCUGGAUUUAAAACCCAGGAUGUCGUGGGUGGCAAAUGGUGGAGGACGUGGGGAUGCCUGAUCACUAGCUUGGGUGACUGGGUGGAUGGUGGCGCCCCUUCCCCAGUUAGAGAGGGAACAGGGGAAGGGGGAGAUGCUUCUGAGGCCACCUGUUGGUCAGGGGAGAACAUCUGAGCAUCACUGUUUAUUCCUCAACAUUUCUAAUGAGCACCUCAUCUGCCCGCGCCAUCUGAUGCCAGGCCCUAGGACAGUCUUGUCACCCCUGCCUAAUCCCACGGCUCCUCUGGGCCCGCCAGCCCUUCAGAGGCCCUGAUAUAGGAACCGUCUGUUGACAGUGCCUCCCUGUCCUCAGAAAGGGCCACUCUCUACCCACCCCUCCUUUCUACCCCUGUGAGCGUCUUUCUCAGACAGAUCCCAGGUUGGGAAGCCUUUGGGGCCUACUGUACCCCAGCGUUGGUUGGGACUAGCCCUGGUUCAGAUGCCAGCUCUGCAGGCACUAACUGUGUGCCUCUGGACAGUUGGCCUAACCUCGCCAGCCCAGCUUGCGGGGCCUUCAUUUCUUCUGGAGCAAGGGUCAUCGUCUCUGGUAUCCCUGGAGGGUGUUUGAAGGAUUCAGUAAACUAAGGUGGUUGGAAACGGCUCAGCGAGGUGUGGCGCGGACAAGGGCGUGGCCAUGCUGGGCAGCGGUGCCCUGAGCUGUCCCCACAUCUCAGCACCCCGCUCCCCUGGGCAGCCCGCGGAGCUGCUCCACGUGAGAGGAGCAGGCUCCUCACUGCUGUUCUCUGCUCUACCU
Lagenorhynchus albirostris (white-beaked dolphin) is the source of this 2803-nucleotide messenger RNA. RefSeq names its product centromere protein M (gene CENPM). Bases 56 to 535 code for a protein of 159 amino acids. The record is from RefSeq and is a predicted model, not a curated record. The transcript is spliced from 6 exons. Lineage: Eukaryota; Metazoa; Chordata; Mammalia; Artiodactyla; Delphinidae.